GUAAUCACAACAACAACAUGUGGAAAAUAAUCAACAUCAGAACUAAUGUGCUACAAUAUCGCAAGAUUUACAUAACACAUAGCGUUAAAUAUUUUACAACAGGUAGAAUAAAUACAAAGUGCAAAAAAUGCGGUACAAUAAUCAACCCAGCAGAAGUGCUGUGCUUCUUCUGUAAAGACUGCAACUGGCCCGUGGAUUCCAAACAGCUGGAACAGCUAAAUCCGUUCCACAUUUUUAAAAUGGAACCACGUUAUAAAAUAGACAGAACACAACUUAGCCAAGAAUACAAAAGAUAUCAAUUUCUACUUCACCCAGAUAAACAUACAUCAAAAGAGACCGAUGAAUUGGCUAUUAUAAAUAAUAACUCCAGUAUAAUCAACGAAUCAUAUCGGACACUAAUUGACGACAAGGCAAGAGCUAAACUGUGCUUUUGUAUCAAAUAUGGAGAAGAGGAAUUUAAUAACGCCAUGAAAACUACAGAUCCAGCACAACUAGAACAAAUAAUGGAGAUGAAUGAACAACUAGAUGAACUACAAAACACAGAAGAAGCAAAAUUAAUGUAUAAUAAUUUUGCAAGCAUUAUACAAAAUUGUGUUAAAGCGUUAGAAAACGCAUUUGAAGAUGACGAUAAACAAGAAAUUAUAACCACAUUCAAAACACUGUCCUUCUAUAUGCAACUAAUGGGUAGAAUUAAGGAUAUGUAUAAUGUAUCCGAAUAAAAGGGAAAGUGGACA
This is a messenger RNA of Babesia bovis T2Bo, 734 nucleotides long. RefSeq names its product Fe-S protein assembly co-chaperone HscB. The transcript has 6 exons. Gene Ontology annotation, biological process: protein complex oligomerization; [2Fe-2S] cluster assembly. Gene Ontology annotation, cellular component: mitochondrion. Gene Ontology annotation, molecular function: protein-folding chaperone binding; ATPase activator activity. Lineage: Eukaryota; Apicomplexa; Aconoidasida; Piroplasmida; Babesiidae. Bases 18 to 719 code for a protein of 233 amino acids. The record is from RefSeq and is a predicted model, not a curated record.